Molecule: messenger RNA, 861 nt
Organism: Magnusiomyces paraingens
Lineage: Eukaryota; Fungi; Ascomycota; Dipodascomycetes; Dipodascales; Dipodascaceae
Exons: 1
Coding region: 1-861 (286 amino acids)
Source: RefSeq, a predicted model, not a curated record
AUGAUCUUUGGACGUGACAACGACAACAACAACAACAACGACGACUCCUCUUUUGGAUCCAAGGUUGGUGGUAUUGCCAGCAAGGUCUUUGGUGGUGACAAUGAUAACAACAGAGGUGGCUACGGCAAUGACAAUAACUCUUCCUCUUAUGGCAAUGACAAUGAUAAUGACUCCUAUGGCUCUUCUAACAAGAAGAGUUCUUACAGCAAUGACUCGUCUGACUCUUACGGCUCUUCCAGCAACUCUUAUGGAAAUGACGACUCUUCUAACUCCUAUGGUUCUUCUAACAAGAAGAGCUCUUAUGGUGACGACUCUUCUAACUCUUAUGGAAAUGAUGACUCUUCCAACUCCUAUGGUUCUUCUAACAAGAAGAGCUCUUAUGGUGACGACUCUUCUAACUCUUAUGGAAAUGAUGACUCUUCCAACUCCUAUGGUUCUUCUAACAAGAAGAGCUCUUAUGGUGACGACUCUUCUAACUCUUAUGGAAAUGAUGACUCUUCCAACUCCUAUGGUUCUUCUAACAAGAAGAGCUCUUAUGGUGACGACUCUUCCGACUCUUAUGGCUCUAGCAGAAACAACAACUCUUCUUCUUAUGGAAAUGACAACUCUUCCGACUCUUAUGGUUCUGGCAGAAACAACAAUUCUUCCUCUUCUUAUGGAAACGAUGACUCGUCAGAUUCUUAUGGCUCUGGCAGAAAUAACAACUCUUCCUCUUAUGGAAAUGACGAUUCUUCAAACUCUUAUGGAAGCAGUAACAAUGACGACUCUUAUGGUUCUGGAAACCGCAGAGGUGGCAGAGACAAUGACAACUCUUAUGGCAGCAGCAACAACAACAACAGCAAUGAUGAUAGCAACUGGUAA